This is a messenger RNA of Aspergillus oryzae RIB40, 1170 nucleotides long. Its product is annotated as succinate--CoA ligase subunit beta. Lineage: Eukaryota; Fungi; Ascomycota; Eurotiomycetes; Eurotiales; Aspergillaceae. The transcript is spliced from 7 exons. The coding region runs from base 1 to 1170 and encodes 389 amino acids. Gene Ontology annotation, cellular component: succinate-CoA ligase complex; mitochondrion. Gene Ontology annotation, molecular function: succinate-CoA ligase (ADP-forming) activity; ATP binding; metal ion binding. Gene Ontology annotation, biological process: succinyl-CoA metabolic process; tricarboxylic acid cycle. The record is from RefSeq and is a predicted model, not a curated record.
AUGUCUCUAAAUAUCGCACAGCACCACUCGCAUAACCUUUUGAAACAGUUCCAAAUUCCUGUUCCCGAAGGGUUUGUAGUCAAGAGUCCUGAGGCAGCUCGGGAUGUUGUAUACAACAUUGGUGCACCAUCAGUCAUGAAGGCGCAAAUACUUGCGGGCGGGCGAGGUAAGGGCAAGUAUAACAGCGAUGGAAAAGGUGGCGUUCGCAUUGUCGACUCACCGGACGAGGCUUUCGAAAAUGCAUCCAAUAUGAUCGGUUACUCUCUCGUCACGAAGCAAACACCACCCGACGGUCUUCCAGUAAACAAACUAUACAUCUACAAAUCGGUCGAUAUUGCCCAAGAGUUCUACGUGGCUAUUACCUUCGAUCGCGCACGGUACAAGCCUGUUCUCCUAAUGUCUGAUGAUGGUGGCGUCAAUAUUGAGUCGAACGUAAAUCAGCUCCAGCGGUUUUGGUUCAAUCUCUCUACUGGAAUCACUCCUGAGAUUGCAGCUUAUAUUGAAGCACAAUUUGGGUUUUCGGACGACGACAUGGGUAUGGUCACACAUAUCUUGCGUCAGCUAGUAAAGCUAUUCCGGGAGAAAGACGCUACUCUUCUUGAACUGAACCCUUUCGUGCGUACAACGGAAGGGUCUUUGAUUUGUAUAGAUGCGAAGUUCAACUUUGAUGACUCGGCGAAGUUUCGACAGCCUGAGCUGGUUAGUCUCGUGGAACACUCGGCGGAGGAGAAAGAUGAAUACGAAGCUUCCCAGCUGGGUCUUUCCUACAUCCGGCUGGACGGGAAUAUUGGUGUUAUUGUUAAUGGUGCUGGUUUAGCCAUGGCGACUAAUGACUUAGUUACCUUGUACGGCGGGAACUGUGCGAACUUCCUGGAUAUUGGUGGAGGUGCGACAAAAGAGACAUUGUCAAAGGCAUUUUCAAUUCUACAGGGCGAUUCCCGCACAAAGGCGCUGUUCAUCAAUAUAUAUGGCGGGAUUGUUCGUUGUGAUAUGAUUGCCGAGUCGAUACUGGCCGCUUCUGCUGCGAUGGGAGGGUUCAGCAUUCCAGUUGUGGUUCGGCUACAAGGUACAAACUAUGAAAAGGGCUUUAAAUUGGGAAACAAUAUAAUUUUAGAGGCCGAUUUCGAUGCAGCUGCUAAAAAGAUCGUCGAGCUUACAAAUAGUUCGUGA